AUGUCCGACUUGGAAAACGGUCACUACGCAGACGCAGAGAAGAAGACUACUGGCGGAGCUGGCGGUAUCGCUGGAGGUCAUAAAGUCACUGUCGAUCAAGCUCAAGACGUUUACUAUGAUCCCUCAAAGGAGAAAUUCCUCACUCGGUUGGGAUUCAAUCUUGAGAGUUUCAAGAGAGCACCGGGUACUACUCGAGGUCUGGUCUCUCAUGGAGACAUACCUCCAGAGUUUAUGCAACAUGAUAACCCUCUAUUGCAACAAAAGAUGAAAAAUCGUCAUCUUCAGAUGAUCGCUGUCGGUGGAUCAAUCGGUACCGGUUUAUUCGUUGGAUCAGGUUCUGCUUUAGGUAAUGGUGGACCCGCCGGUAUAUUGCUUGCAUGGAUUAUCAUGGGUGUGAUGUUGAUCAACGUCACCCAAGCAUUGGGCGAAAUGGCCAUCCUCUAUCCUGUAUCCGGUGGAUUCUACACCCUUGCAUCCCGUAUGCUUGAUGAAAGUUUUGCAUUCAGUAUGGGUUGGAACUAUGUACUCCAAUGGGCAGUAGUGCUGCCUCUUGAAAUUACCGUCGCAGGAUCUACUGUGCAAUAUUGGACCGACGCUGUUCCGUUAGCUGCUUGGAUCACAAUCUUCAUGCUUCUCAUCAUUCUUGUGUCUGCAUUCGGUACUCUGGGAUACGCAGAAGAAGAGUUUUGGUCGUCUUGCUUGAAGUUAGUCGUUGUUGUGAUCUACAUCAUAAUUGCAAUCGUCUGUGUGUGUGGUGGAGGUCCUGCAGGUGGUGAUUUCGACCAUUACAUCGGCGCUUCUCUUUGGCAUGAGGCCCCUGGUGCUUUCCCUAAUGGGUUCAAAGGAGUCUGCGCUGUAUUCGUUACCGCUGCCUUCUCUUUCGCGGGUACUGAGCUCGUUGGUCUUGCUGCAACCGAAACCCCUAACCCUCGAAAGACCAUGCCUUCUGCCGUCAAAAACACCUUCUGGCGUAUAACAUUGAUAUACAUUACAUCACUCACUUUGGUCGGUCUCACAAUUCGAUCGGACGACGAUAGUCUGUACAAUGGUAGUGGUUCGGACAUUUCACCCUUUGUCAUCCUCAUGGACCGAGCUCGAAUCAAGGGAAUGAACCAUAUUAUCAACCUCACCAUCUGUAUCUCAGUCUUAUCGAUCGGUCUCUCCUGUGUGUACGCUGGUUCACGAACAUUGACCGCUCUUGCCGAAACUGGUUACGCACCCCGAAUCUUUACUUAUGUGGACAAAUCGGGUAGACCACUUUGGUCAUUGAUCGCUAUUUUAGCUUUUGCUCCCAUUGCUUAUAUCAACUGUGCCGAUGUUGGCAGUCAAGUCUUCGAUUGGCUUGUAGCGCUUUCAGGUCUCUCGACACUCAUCACAUGGCUUUCCAUCUGUGUCACUCACAUCAGAUUCAGAAAAGCUUGGAAGGUGCAAGGUCAUUCUCUUGAAGAGCUGCCAUUUACCGCUCUGGGCGGUGUUUAUGGCUCGUGGCUGGGCGCUACACUCCUCGUCAUCAUCCUCAUUGCUCAAUUCUACAUCGCACUUUUCCCUAUCGGCGGAGUUACCAGUGCUGGCGAAAGAGCUCAAUCAUUCUUCAUCUCCUAUCUCGCUGCACCUAUUAUGAUAGGCUUCUACAUCAUUGGUUACCUAUGGAAACGAAAAACCCCUAGGAAAGCCCAUGAGAUCGAUCUUGAUACCGGAAGAAAAUCAUGGCUCACGGUGGAGGAUAUGCGAGCCUAUCGAGCGGAGAGAGCGAAAGCUCCGUUAUAUAUCCGAGUCUAUAGAACUCUGUUCUCUAGCGCGUAA
This is a messenger RNA of Kwoniella shivajii, 1803 nucleotides long. RefSeq lists its product as uncharacterized. The record is from RefSeq and is a predicted model, not a curated record. Gene Ontology annotation, cellular component: membrane. NCBI's taxonomy places the organism in Eukaryota, Fungi, Basidiomycota, Tremellomycetes, Tremellales, Cryptococcaceae. The coding region runs from base 1 to 1803 and encodes 600 amino acids. Gene Ontology annotation, biological process: amino acid transmembrane transport. Gene Ontology annotation, molecular function: amino acid transmembrane transporter activity. The transcript has 9 exons.